UCGGUCUACAAACCAACACGGAAACCACCCUCAAAACCAUCAAACACUCGCAAAGAUCGAUCCAUCUAUCCCGUCAAUUUUCUUGAACACAAAACCGAGAUUUUUCAUGGUUUUCAUGAUUACUUAUUCAACUAAAAAACCCAACUUUUCGAUUAUUAAUGCGUCACAAAAAAUCACAACUUGGUUUCGAUUCAAAAAACCCUAAUUGUAAUGAACAAAAAAGGUUUAGUUUCAAGAAAAUCACACUCAUGAAUCAACACAAGAAAGCCCAUCAAAAAUCUUUAAUUUGUUGUUCAUCAUCUGAAGCUUUAAUAGCUUCAAAAACUCUAGUGUUAAAAAUCUUGAAAUUUCGCCAUGUAAAGCUAUUUACGAUUAAAGCCCCUUUGAGGGCUAUAAGUCUUCUAUUUUUAACAUCAAUAUAUAUAUUUUCUUACACCCAUUAUAAAUCUUUGUAUCUAUAUAUCAUAUUCUUGACCUCCUUUGUUUUUUUUGGACUAAUUAUUUUUAAAAAUGCAAUCUUGAAGCAAUCAAGAACACACCCACAAGUUGUUUGGUCAAUUGGGUCAACAAAAAGUAGUAGAUAUGAAGAGGAAGAAGAAGAAAGUAAAGUUUGUGGAUAUUUUGUGAAAGUUUAUAGCAAUGGAGAUGUUUAUGAAGGUGAGUUUAAUAAAGGAAAGUGUAAUGGAAGUGGGGUUUAUUAUUAUAAUAUGAAUGGAAGAUAUGAAGGUGAUUGGGUGGAUCAAAAGUAUGAUGGUUAUGGUGUUGAAACAUGGGCUAAAGGGAGUAGAUAUAGAGGGCAAUAUAGGCAAGGAUUAAGGCAUGGAUAUGGGAUUUAUAGAGUUUAUAUUGGUGAUAUGUAUGCUGGUGAAUGGCUUAAAGGGGUUUGUCAUGGAUAUGGUGUUCAUACUUGUGAAGAUGGAAGUAAGUAUUUUGGGGAGUUUAAAGGAGGUGUUAAACAUGGAAUUGGUCAUUACCAUUUCAGAAAUGGUGACAUGUAUGCUGGUGAGUAUUUUGCAGACAAGAUGCAUGGUUUUGGUGUCUACAGUUUUUCAAAUGGACAUCGAUACGAGGGUGGCUGGCACGAAGGAAGAAGACAAGGGUUUGGCAUGUAUACUUUUAGAAACGGUGACACUCAAUCGGGCCACUGGGAAGACGGCAUCUUAACCAUCUCAACAGCUCAAGACACCAUCUCACAACAAUCUCCAAUGUCAAUAUCUCAUGCCAAAGUUCUCAAAGCUGUUGAGGAAGCUAGACGUAUAGCUGAAAAAGCAGUUGGUGCAGCCAAUAUGGAAGACAAAGUAAAUAGAACUGUGGCAGCUGCUAACAGAGCAGCCAAUGCAGCAAGAGUGGCUGCAGUAAAGGCCGUUCAGAGACGAACAUACAACCACAUUGAUGAUCCAACACUGCUAAUCGUUUGAACACAGUUCUUUGACAGUUUUGUUUGGUCGGCGAUUGAUGAGCGAGAAUAGGGAUGCUUCCUGUUUAUGUCCACUAUUUUUAGGAUUAUAACUGAGAAGAGCACUACAGUGCUUUCGGUUCUUUUUAGUUUUGAUGAGGUUUAGGGUAACCUUUUUUCUCUUGUUGUCCCCCCGUAACUGUAAAUAUAUUUUACUUUUAACCGUAGUAGUUUCUGUA
Molecule: messenger RNA, 1635 nt
Organism: Erigeron canadensis
Lineage: Eukaryota; Viridiplantae; Streptophyta; Magnoliopsida; Asterales; Asteraceae
Product: phosphatidylinositol 4-phosphate 5-kinase 7-like
Exons: 2
Coding region: 159-1418 (419 amino acids)
Source: RefSeq, a predicted model, not a curated record